This is a messenger RNA of Paramormyrops kingsleyae, 1676 nucleotides long. RefSeq names its product tetraspanin 31 (gene tspan31). Gene Ontology annotation, cellular component: membrane. The record is from RefSeq and is a predicted model, not a curated record. NCBI's taxonomy places the organism in Eukaryota, Metazoa, Chordata, Actinopteri, Osteoglossiformes, Mormyridae.
CGGUGCGGGGUGACGGAAGCGGGGAGACCGCCGCCGCUGGGAGGAAAUACAUUUUCACAUUUAAGGAGUCGGCGCUCCCUCGGUACGCCCCUCUACGGGUGAUCAUCAUUCUAAAAAGCGCUGAAGUGGUCCGAGUAGCCCGGCUUUGGCACCAUGGUCUGCGGCGGCUUCACCUGCUCCAGAAACGCGCUCUGCUCUCUCAACGUGGUUUAUAUAAAGGUGGGCCUUGUGCUUAUCAGCGUGGCCGCCUGGGGAAAGGGCUUUGGCAUCGUGUCCAGCAUCCACAUCAUCGGCGGCGUGAUCGCCGUGGGCGUCUUCCUGCUCCUCAUCGCCAUCGUCGGCCUCGUUGGAGCGCUCAAACACCACCAAGUUCUGCUGUUCUUUUACAUGAUCAUCCUCUUUUUCGUGUUCCUCUUCCAGCUGGGUGUGUCCUGCUCCUGUUUGGCUAUGAACCGUGAGCAGCAGGAGAAGCUGCUCAACUCCUCCUGGGAAAUGAUGAGCAGCAUGACCCGGGAGGACCUGGAACACCAGCUGGACUGCUGUGGCCUUCUGAACACCUCGCUCAGCCAGCCUGAGUUUGACAGUGACUACCAGCACUGCACUGCACCCUGCAAACUCAGGAGCCGCUGCCAUCCGUGUGGGGACCUGAUGCUCCAGCAUGCCACGGAGGCCCUGAAGAUCCUGGGUGGCAUCGGCCUCUUCUUCAGCUUCACGGAGAUCUUGGGGGUGUGGUUGGCAGCUCGCUACAGGAAUCAGAAGGACCCCACAGCAAACCCAAGUGCUUUUCUGUAGGCCCCCAGCCAUUCAUGUGCUUUCAGAUCAGAGAACACGCGCAGCCCCAAACCCAGCAAUGCCGUUACCUUUCUCACCUCCCGUCCUUUGAAAACCACUGACUGCACUAAUGGGGCAUCUGCCCAUCCUGCUCUCAUGCUCGAUGAGCAGGACCAGAGAAGCUCGCCCUAGCCAGGCUAUUAUGACCACCUACUAGGGCAUCCUCCAUGUGCGUGACUCUCUGUGACUCGCUCUCUGUGACUCGCUCUGUCUUGUAAAGCCCCAUGCUCUUUGUCUGUCAUUUUCUGGUAGAGCUUGCGGGAGAUGUGGGGGCCCUGAUUAAUGUGGCCUUCAUGCACGUCAGUAUGGUGGCUACCAAAACCUGCCAGUCUGAUUUGGCUGCAUUGGUCAGGUGACCCUGAUUCUAGAGCAGCAGAUUAACAGCAUAUCAAUUGACUCUAGAUAGUCAGCCUGGUAAACCAGCAGCUCUGCCUUUUUUUAUUAUUCUUUGUUUAUUUUUUUUAAAUUAAUUUGACCUUUGCACAUGUCUGCCACUGGAGGGCGCUGUGGCGUUAUCCCAUCGCUGCUGAUCAUGCACUGAAUUUUCCAGCAGGAACAAGAACUCUUUUACUCUUUUUUCUGUGACCUCUUGAUUCCUCCCAGUUCACAAAUAUCUUCAAUGUUUGGCUUAGUUACAGUUGAGUUUGGUGUAUUUGUGUUUAAGCUGUUUAACCGAUGCCCUAGUUAUGCACAGUAGCCUGCGCCUUGGCGAUCGCCCCUGCUCCUCCACACCGCCUGCAGGAGCAAGCACUAAAGGUUCUCCUCCAGGCCUCCUCUGGUCCUCCUCCAGGCCUCCUCUGGUCCUCCUCCAGGCCUCCUCUGGUCCUCCUCCAGGCCUCCUCUGG